GUUCAGGUGUGUUGCUCAGGUGUGUUGCUCAGGUGUGUUGCUCAGGUGUGGAGCAGGGCGUGAGGAGGACAGAUGGCAGGUGAGGUGAGAGCUGGAGGGCAGGGUGAAGCCGGAGCCUCGGGGGAGAGCAGGCCAAGCAUCACACAGCGUCCGGGAGUUCUGAGGAGAGUGACUGUAAGCCCCUUUCACAGCAGAUACAAGGCUCUGCUUUCCUCCUCCUCAGGAUCCGGUUCUUCUCCAGCAGCUGGUUUUAAACAGGAGAGUGACUUUCUCAUCCACCUGUCUGAUAAAACACCGCCCUCAGGAGACACGCCCACACAGAACGGGAUUAUCAGUAAAACCCUGAAUUCCUUCAGCUUCACUCCUCCGAACAAAGCUAAUGGACUCAAUGGAAGCUCAACCACUGUGGACCCCUUCUCUCCUCAAGGCAAAGAGAACAUGGCGGUGCCAAACGGUAGAGGAACCAAUGGCUGGCCUUCAGCAUCUUCUCCAGAAACACCAUCCACACCAAAUAACUGGGCGGUCUUCCCACCAUCUCCUGCUUUAGAUCAAGUCUCGGAUCCAUUCCAAGCCACGCCCCCUUCCUGGCUUUCAGACGCCCCUAAGAGUUGGUCAACCAAUCACACCAAGGAUAUUUUACAACCUUCCAAAGCCAAUGAGGAAAAUGGCAUCUCCAGGAGCAUGGUGUCCAAUGGGGUGCAAGCUGCAUCUACCAGUUAUUCAUCAGAUCCAUUCCAAGCCACGCCUCCAUCCUGGCUUUCGGACGUCCCCAAGAUUGGUCCAUCCAAUCAGACCACUGAUAUUUUCCAAUCUUCCAAAGCCAAUGAGCAAAAUGGCAGCUCAAAGAGCAUGGUGACCAAUGGGGUUCAAGCUGCAUCUACUAGUUAUUUAUCAGAUCCAUUCCAAGCCACGCCCCCUUCCUGGCUUUCAGACGUCCCCAAGAUUGGGUCAACCAAUCACACCAAGGAUAUUUUCCAAUCUUCCAAAGCCAAUGAGGAAAAUCGCAUCUCAAGGAGUGUAAUGGUCAACAAGCUCCAAGACACUUCCACCAAUUCUAAAUCUGAUCUAUUUGAAGCCACGCCUCCUUCCUGGCUUUCAGACGUCCCCAAGAUUGAGCCCACCAAUCACACCAAGGAUAUUUUCCAAUCUUUGAAAGCCAUUAAGGAAAAUGGCAUCUCCAGGAGCAUGGUGACCAAUGGGGUUCAAGCUGCAUUUACCAGUUAUUCAUCUGAUCCAUUCCAAGCCACGCCCCCUUCCUGGCUUUCAGAUGUCCCCAAGAUUGAGCCAGCCAAUCACACCGAAGAUAUUUUCCAAUCUUCCACAGCCAAUGAGAAAAAUGGCGUCUCCAAGAGCAUGGUGGCCAAAGAGGCAUCAAACGAGAGGGAUUAUCUCCUGGAAUACAUUCUGGCCAAUCAGAAACAUGAAGAUCCUCAGCCCUCGCCUCCUUCAACUGUAGCGUCUGAUGGGUCAUCAAGCUUCUUCCCGCCUCCCGUCAUCACCGAGGACUCGAUCUUCUCCACCCCCUUUUCCACUGCAGAGAAUGGAAUUUUCCAAAGUACACCAUUAUUUCAGACACCAACGUUUGAUCCAUUCUCUGAUGAUCCCGCUGUAAACGGUGAUCUGUUUAAACCCCAAAAAAGCCCAUUUGAUGAUUUGUUCGCUACUCCUGCUGGGAAUCCCAAUGCUAACACACCUGAAACAUUCCAGGAGAAUUCCUCAGGUGUGUCUCCAGUUAAUGGUGGACUGAUGUUCAGAAGACGUCCUCCUGUUCCAGCUCCACGCAGACCUCUUAAGAAGCCCAGUCAGACUGUGGAGAAUCAAUCUUUAUCAAAAACGGCUCCAAGUGAUCCUCCUCAGACUCCAGUUAUACACCUCCAGUCUCCGCCCACUUCUCCUGUAGCUCCUCCCACUGCCUCGCCAUUUUCUACAACCAGCACUAAGAAUUUGGCACCAGCUGAAGAGGAAAAUAAUAAUCAGGUCUAUGAGGAUGUUCUUCUGAUUGGCCAGGAGAAGUGUGUGGAGGAUUGGCCCGAGGACAGCCCUGAACUCUCCUCUGAUUGGAAGCCUGCUGGAAAAUUAAGACUGAGGAGGGAUUCUGUGAAGGUUACCACAGAAACUGAAGAAACUCUUGGGAGGAAACAUGGAAUAUCUAAGCUGAGCAAGAGGUUUUCGAUCAUUUCUAGACGAGGGUCGAAGGAGAAGUUUGGAGAUGAGCUGAAGGUGGCGCAGACAGCUACGCUCGGCAGAGAGGCAGCGGAAAAAAGAACUCCAGACAGUGUGAACGGAGGCUAUGGAGGAACCUUGCCCUGGGGGACGAAGUUUCCUGAAGGAGCCUCAGAUGAUGUUUUCUCAUCUGAUCCAGACGAGCACAAUGUGUCUGGGACCAGCAAACCAGUGAAGCAGAAGAAGAAAGGGAGAAUUGUCGUUCCUCGGCUAAGUUACAGAACAUCAAAGAUAAAGUCUCCUAAUGCUGUUUAUGAAAACGGAUCGGCCGGUUCCUCUCUACUGCACGGGUCUAAGGAUGGUCUGCUGGCGGAAGCGUCCGAGCUGCAGGGUGGAGAGAAGGUGAGGAACGGUGAGGUGAUGAAGGAGCCGGAGAUGAAGGACUGCAGACCAAAGCAACCAAUGAAGUUAAAGCCCUCUGUUCCCCAACGCCCAUCAAAGAGUGUUUUUGAAGAGAACCAGAAGAAGAUGAAUGAUUUCCCAUUUUCAGAAGAAUCGAAGGAAGACACAUUUAUGAAAACUAAUGCUGAGAGAAGUCCAUUUUCUACAGACUUACUGGAUUCAAGUCUGAAAGAGCCAGAAGGUGCGACUGGAUUCACUCCUUCAUGGGAAUCGCAGGUGGGUUAUCAGGAUGAUCAAUACUCUCCUGGUGAUGUGGACCAGUUCACCACCAGUUUAGAGAACAGGCUGGAGGUGCAGGACUCUCGACCAAAGAAACCUCUAAAACUCAGAUUUCCACGUUUACCUCGGAGAGGAUCGAAGAGCACAACAGAUGAAAUCCCACAGAAAGGAGCAGACCUAUUUAAAGCCAGUGACGCCUGGAGCUCUGACCUCAACAGUCCUGAUGGAUAUAGUGAGCAUAGAAAGCCACCUAUUCUAGUGGUUCCUCCACUCUCCAGAAGAGACUCAGUGGGCAUGAGGGAAUCAGAAACUCCAGAUACAGGAGCAGAUCUGUUUAAAGCAGAGGAUUAUACUGAUGCUGAAAACUACAUGGAGGAGUACAGUCCGGACUCAAAGCCCCAUAAAUCCACAAAAUCACACCCUGCGAGCCGAGACGCAAAGGCUCGAGACGAGGCAACCUUUCCUGAAGACCUCGAUCCACCAGGAGCAACAUCUGGUAACUACUUCCUCUCAGAGGCAGCAAAGGCUGAAUGGAUGUCCUCACAGAUGGACGUGAGAAGAUCGAGAGACCCUGAUGAAGAGGAGAGACUGGAGGGAGUGGAGGAGGAAGAGGAAGGGGACACGGACAGUCUGAUGGAGUGGUGGAACACGGUGGAACUGUGGGACGAGCUUCCGUCAGAUGAGGACAUCAGCCUUAAAGAGGACGAAACUAAAUCUUUCACUGAAAUAGCUGGGAAGGUUCACCGCGGGCUCCGAGUCUUCUAUAAGGUCUUCACUGAACAGGCUGAAGUUCUCUACCAGCAUGUCCUGCUCCUCUACGCCAUCGCCGAUGACCUCAGCAACUUCCACCGCCGCGCCAAAAUCGCCAACAUCACAGGCGGCACCACCACGGCUGUGGGUGGCGUGGCAGCCAUCGCCGGACUGGCGUUAGCUCCAGUAACGUUCGGGGCUUCGCUCAUCGUUUCCGCUGUUGGUCUGGGAGUCGCUACGGCCGGAGGAAUCACCGCGGCUUCAGCAGCUAUUUCAGACAACGUUCACGACAUGAACGACCGUAAGAAGAUCGAGCUCGUGGUGCAGGACUACGAGACCCAUCUGACGGAACUGCAGAGCUGCCUGAGGUUCAUUUCGGAGGGAAUCCGUCGGCUGCGCUGCCACCCGCUGCUGCGGAGGAACAACUACUACGCCGGGGACUGGGAGGUGCGCCGGGCGCUGCAGACCGUCAGCCUGGUCAGUGAACCUGUGGAGCGCGCCGAGGACAUAGUGGCCAACGCCAUGGCCGCCCUGAACAGCGUGUGUAAAGGCAUGGACAAGUACUUCACCAAGGACUCUAGGGAGCUGAGGAAGGGCUGUAAGAAGGAGGUGACCAUGCGAGUGCGAAUGUUGGCCAAGCAACUGCACGAGGGCCUAGUGGAGCUCAACUCCAUCAGGGAACAGCUGCUGGACGCGAGUGGAAACAUCUAGAACGUCUCCCUCGGGCUUCAAGCAUGUGGACGUUCCUACAUUCCUGUGAUGUCAGGAAAGCUGUAGAACUGGAGCAACCAGGGAUAUGACUUUUUGUUUUUCUUCCCUUCCAGUGUUCGUCUCAUCUCAUAAAAAUUAAACUAAAAAAACAAUAAUAAUAUUAAUAAUAAUUAUAUAUUUGACUAGCCUCUUAAAUCCAAUUUAGCCUUAGUUUAGGCUGAAUAGUAUUUUACCAUAUAUUUCGCACUAUAACGUCACCAGAUUAUAAGGCGCAUUUUAUGCGACACUAGUAAGGAACAGGGGUGUCGCCAUGUUUUCCUUCUUAUUCAGCUUAUUCUCGCCGCUGGGUGCAAGAGAGCUGUAAAGCUAAAGCUAAGCUAAGUCAAACAAGUGCUCGAUAUAAAUCUAUACGGAUUUAUCUUCUGAAAACUUUAUUUGGGUGAGUAAAUAAACGAAAGUGCAUUACAGUAAAAUUAGAUCUCCAGAUUUCCACUGAAGCUGGAGCAUUAACAUUAGCAGCUACCCGCAAGCAGGUAAUGCUAAUACUGCUCCAGCAGUGCUAGCCAGGGUUAGCAGCAGGCCACAGGCCGAUAAUUCUCACUUCUAGACGGCCAAAACUCUUAGUGUGUUUAGCAGGAAAGGCUAAUGCUGCUCCAGCAGUGCUAGCCAGGGUUAGCAGCAGGCUACAGGCCAUACUGGAGCAUCAGUUAUAAGGCACACUGACCAUUUCUGAGAAAAUUAAAGGAUUUUAGAUGCGCCUUAUAGUGAGAAAAAUACGGUUUUACCAAAGCCCCUUCAGCAGUAUGUAGAUUAUGUGUCCCAUAAUAUACAGUACUGUGCAAAAGUCAUUAUUGAGCAGAAUUAUUUUUAACUGUUUAGAUUUAUUUAUUAUUUUUUUUAGUUUACAGCCUCCUUUCUUCUCAGGGCGCACUUUUUCUUUUAUUGUUUCUACCAGCCAAUCACUUCCAAACGUUCAGUGAUGUCAAGAGGACCCAUUAUCUUGUCUUUUUCCAGUUUAGGAAACUUACAUAUACUCAAAGAUCUGAACCUGUAGAAUGGAGAACUUUUGUCAAUGGUUUCUGAUUGCACAGUGCUGUAUGUUUGUGUGGAACAGGACUACAAUUCCCAUAAUGCACUCAGAAGAGCUUGUUCAGUGGGAGCACUUGAUUUACACAUGGUGGUUGAUCUCUACAUGUGGUGUUUUAACUUUUUUCACUUUUGUUGCUUUAAUGUUGAGCACCUCACACUGGCUGUCUGUGGUUGGAAGUGCUGGUUUCUUAGUUGAGAUUGGCGUUCAGUUCUUGUUUUCAACGUUCACUUCCACACUGGAAACCACCUUUCACUCUAUAGUGCAAUUCUUGGACUAUAAUAGUAUGUGAUAGAUGUUCUGUAUUUAAAAAAUCGGAAACAUCUCUCUGUAUAAAGCGUUAAAAGACCAAUCCGACUGAUUUUAAUUCCCAGAUGUUUUCCAAUUCCAGGCUUGUUGACUGCUUUAUGCUUUUCCUGCACCCUUAACCAUUAUAUUAGGACUCUCCCUAUCACUAGUGAUGCUCCAACACCAGGAGGGUGAAGACUAGCACAUGCCUCCUCCGACACAUGUGAAGUCAGACUCCGCCUCUUUUCGAACUGCAGCAUUGAUGAGUAGCAUCACAGCCUUUUGAGGAAAGCGCAGCGACUUGGUUCUGAUACAUCAGCUCACAGACGCAGCCUUGUGCUGAUCCACAUCACCCUAGGAGUGAUGAGAUGAAAGAGCGCCAUCUACUGUACGCACCCAGAGAGAGCAAGGCCAAUUGUGCUUUCUCAGGGCUCUGGCAGCUGAUGGCAAGCUGCAUGACUGGGAUUUAAACCAGCAAUCUCCCGGUAAUAGUGGCAGUACUUAGCCUGCUGGACCACUACGAGUCAAUAAAGCAUCUUUUAGCUUCCACGGGCAUGGCAAUAUUCAUUUUUCUUUACAGUGGAAAUGAUAUGAAACAACCUAUAGUUUGCCUGUUUGUUAUUGUAAAAGAAAAUAUGAUUUUAAUGAAGAUAUUUUUUGUUAUUUAGGCAUCAGUAUAAUAAUUCAUAUCUAUUUGGUGUACUAACUUAUAUUUAUAUAUGUCUAGUUUACAUUCACUACCAUGUUAACAAUUCUAAGUUGGUCUAAGUUAGUCAAGAGGUUCAUUUUUAACAUUUAAAAGUCACAGAUUGAAUGAUUUUUAAUAAUCAGGUAUACGUUUUAAAAGUGCCCAAAUCCACCAUACAAAUACUGUGUUUUUAGUCUUUCCAGUACAAAAAAAAAACCCAACAUAUUUUCCACAGUACUCAGCUGCAUCCAGUUAAUAAUUGUCUGUCUUUAGUAGUUCAAGCUUUUCUAGAACAAACUUGAAAUACUUUGUUUUUGUGCAAUAAUGUAAGUGUUAUGCUGCCAAUAAAGUUGUAUUAUAAUAUUUUAAAGCCAAAAUGAUUGAAUCU
Molecule: messenger RNA, 6756 nt
Organism: Astyanax mexicanus (Mexican tetra)
Lineage: Eukaryota; Metazoa; Chordata; Actinopteri; Characiformes; Acestrorhamphidae
Exons: 37
Coding region: 73-4305 (1410 amino acids)
Biological process (GO): lipoprotein metabolic process; lipid transport
Cellular component (GO): extracellular region; membrane
Molecular function (GO): lipid binding
Source: RefSeq, a predicted model, not a curated record